GGUCGUCCGGUCAAACUCCAUCUGGCGGGUCCUUCUAUUCAUACAGCAACAUGGAUUGGACAAUCGGAUGGCAGUCGAACGAUAGCCAUUUAUCGAUUCACCAGCGCGAGACUGAACCGGUGGCACCACUUUCCCCAGCCCCCUCCUAUAAGCCUCCCAAUUGUCUCGGCCCCGCUGAGCACCCUCCAAACACGCACACCCAUACACGACCACACCAUGUCCGCAGCCGACGCGAAGGCACAGAAGAGGCAGAAGUUCGAGGCCGUGUUCGCCAAGUUGCGCGAUGAGCUGCUCGAGCAUUUUGCCGCCCAGGGCAUGCCGGAGGAUGCACAGAAGUGGUACCGAAGGAAUUUGGAAUAUAACGUCCCUGGUGGCAAGCUGAACCGCGGGCUGUCUGUCGUCGACACAGUCGAGAUCCUGAAGGGACGGUCAUUGACGGAGGAUGAGUACUUCAAGGCGGCACUCCUUGGCUGGUGUGUCGAACUGUUGCAAGCCUUCUUCCUCGUAUCAGACGACAUGAUGGACCAGUCUAUCACCCGGCGAGGCCAGCCAUGCUACUACCGGGUCGAGAAUGUGAACCUGAUAGCCAUCAACGACUCGUUCAUGCUCGAGAUGGCCAUCUACUACCUCAUCAAGUCGCACUUCCGCUCAGAACCAUGCUACAUUAACCUGGUUGAGCUGUUCCUCGAGACUACCUACCAAACAGAAAUAGGUCAACUGAUCGACCUCAUUACCGCGCCUGAGGAUCAUGUCGACCUCAGCAAGUUCUCCCUCCAAAAACACCAACUCAUCGUCAUCUACAAGACCGCCUACUACUCCUUCUACCUCCCCGUCGCGCUCGCGAUGUACAUGUGCGGCAUCCCGCACGCGUCGUCCGGGUCGUCCGGCACGGACCCGUACGCGCUCGCCAAGUCCAUCCUCGUACCGCUCGGCGAGUACUUCCAGGUGCAGGACGACUUCCUCGACUUCGCGGGCACGCCGGAGCAGAUCGGCAAGGUCGGCACGGACAUCAUCGACAACAAGUGCUCGUGGUGCGUCAACACCGCGCUCGCGCAGGCGACGCCCGCGCAGCGCGCCGUGCUCGACGCGAACUACGGCCGCAAGGACGCGCAGGCGGAGGCGCGCGUCAAGGCGCUCUACGAGGAGAUGGGCAUCCGGGGGAUAUACGAGGAGUACGAGGAGGCGGCGUACAAGCGCAUCAUGGGCCUCAUCGAGACGAUUCCCGAGACCCCGGUGGCGAAGCCUGGGGAGGUGGUGCUGAAGAGGGAGGUGUUCAAGAGCUUCUUGGGCAAGAUCUACAAGAGGCAGAAAUGAGGGGCCGUGGUCGUCUCGGUGCGCGUGUUGAAUAUCUUUGGCAUAUACGUUACACAUUGUUGUCUAUUACAUUGCUUCUUGUCCCCCGCGACGCUGCUUAGUGGCAUGUCGUUCCGAUGAUCGAGCAGAGGCCACUCCCGCUGCCGUAAAGGGGUUAGCUUUGGCACAUAACAACGCUUUGACAAUUUGCCACCCCAAGCGAACGCCAUCGCCCUUGUGACGGACCAUGAUCGUGUGGCCGGCACGCCGUGCCUGUGCUUUGGCCACGAGCCCCUGUGGUACUUUGACGUCUUUGACCGUUCCGUAGCAACCACGCAGGCAUUGUUCGCAAACUUGAAAGGUCCUGAUCAGCAGGCCGUUCCACAGGUAUA
Messenger RNA from Rhodofomes roseus, 1685 nucleotides. RefSeq names its product farnesyl-diphosphate synthase. The record is from RefSeq and is a predicted model, not a curated record. Lineage: Eukaryota; Fungi; Basidiomycota; Agaricomycetes; Polyporales; Fomitopsidaceae. Gene Ontology annotation, cellular component: cytoplasm. Gene Ontology annotation, molecular function: (2E,6E)-farnesyl diphosphate synthase activity; dimethylallyltranstransferase activity. Bases 217 to 1314 code for a protein of 365 amino acids. The transcript is spliced from 5 exons. Gene Ontology annotation, biological process: trans, trans-farnesyl diphosphate biosynthetic process.